Messenger RNA from Pistacia vera, 1542 nucleotides. Its product is annotated as exonuclease V, chloroplastic. The record is from RefSeq and is a predicted model, not a curated record. NCBI's taxonomy places the organism in Eukaryota, Viridiplantae, Streptophyta, Magnoliopsida, Sapindales, Anacardiaceae. Gene Ontology annotation, biological process: interstrand cross-link repair. Bases 125 to 1357 code for a protein of 410 amino acids. The transcript has 7 exons. Gene Ontology annotation, molecular function: single-stranded DNA 5'-3' DNA exonuclease activity. Gene Ontology annotation, cellular component: nucleus.
UUCUUUCAACUUCAAAACCAAGCAACAAACUGUAAAUUUUGCAACUUCCGUAGCUCCCACGACUCGCCCCUUAAGCGCGGCGAUUGCAACGGUUAUAUUUCUACAAAAUUGAUUAAAUAAAAUAAUGUCCGAGUCAAACGCCGACUCGGCCCGAAACAUUAAUAAUGUUGUAGUACCGGAGAUCUCAAUCGAGAUCGUGAGCGAAGAAGAGAUGGCUCUAAUCGAUGCAGCCUUAGCAGCAACUCGCUGUUCAUUUACUUCCUCUACAAUUCCUUCAAUUUGUUCUCCAUCUCAGUUUCAAAGAAACGCCAGGUCUCUACGCUUUAUCACGUUACUAUCAAAAAGGAGGUUUCCGGAUUGUAGUACACCAGAUAUUGAGGAUUCGGGUGAUUUGGGGUUAAGCCAUAAGAGGAAUAAGGUUCCCGAGUCGUUUUUGGAACGAUUUAGGAAGGGGAGAGGCUUGUCUGUUACUGAUAUGACUGGCACGGAAUGGUGUGAAAAACAAAUGGAGUAUACUCUACUUUUUGGCAGAAAAAGAGUCAAUAAAGCUAUGAGAGCAGGCAAGGCACGCCAUGAAAAACUUGAAGAAGAAGUCUCUAGAAAUGUCAAAAUUCAUGUCCAGUCAGGUGAAGAUGCAUGGGCUAUUAAAUUCAUUAAUUUCAUAACUAGAGCAAAUCAAUUGUUGUUUGAAGGGCUGACACGUGAGCUGCCACUAUAUGGCUUUAUAGAAGGUGUAUGGAUGGUGGGAGUGAUUGAUGAGAUUCAGAUGCCUGUAAAAGAAACUCAUAGCAACCCGAUAUUAGUGGACACAAAAACUCGUGUCAGCGAGACACUCCCUGCUGAAUCACAAAGAAGAAAUGGAAGGCUUCAACUAAUGUGCUACAAGUAUAUGUGGGACAAUUUAGCAGCUGGUGCUUUUCCAUCCAGACAGUUUUUUGAUUACUUUUCGCUGAAUCCUGAAUAUGUCUUGUCUGAAGAAAUAAGAGAGAGCACUGCCGAUGAAGGUUAUCCAGCGAAGACCCUUGAGGACAUUGUGACAUUCUAUAUGAAUACAUGGAACAUGCUGCCUUCUGCUCACAACCAGCUGUUACUGAGAUACGAAUUUCAGAAAGAUCAGUCACUAAUUGGCGAAGACAAAUUUUAUUACGACGAAAAUUGGCUUAAGAGUCGAAUUCAAGAUUGCCUUGGAUUCUGGAGGGGUGAGCGGGAAGCUAGUUACACACCAGUGGAAGACCGUUGGAAAUGCCAGUUUUGUCAAUUUGCGCCGGUUUGCUCUGGAAAUUCCAAGCCUGAAAGCACUCCCAGUUCCUCUCAGGCUGAUUCUAAUACUUCAUCGUCUCAGAAAGAAACGCUUUAAGGUGUAGGCCAUGCUAGCUUCCUGCAAAGAAGCAAAAAUUGUGUAGGAGCUUCUUUGUAUAAACUGUAGCUUUGUAUUGUUUGUGUUGUAAGCAUUCUGUUGUAUGCUUUGUUCAUUCGAUGUUGUAAAACCCAAGUGUAUUCAUCAUUUGAUUAUAAAAAAAUUAUUAUUAUUUAUUUACCAUU